Effrenium voratum is the source of this 250-nucleotide messenger RNA. The record is from the annotation of a GenBank genome assembly. Lineage: Eukaryota; Dinophyceae; Suessiales; Symbiodiniaceae.
GUCCGCGCAGAUGUGAUCUGCCUCACGGAGUACCUGGCAGCCUCGAAGAGUUGGCGCAGCGGGGUCAACGCCUUGCGCGAGAUGCAGGAGCAGGGAGUGCAGCCAGACCCCACGGUGCUGAAGGCUCUUGGGGCUCUGCCCUGGCAAAGGGCGCUGCUGCUGGAAGGAGAGCCCUCGCGGCCUCCGACUGCGGCCUUGCGGUGCAGAGCUGCGCCCGGCAAAGGCAGAGCCUGCGGGCGCUGCGGCUACU